Aspergillus neoniger CBS 115656 is the source of this 870-nucleotide messenger RNA. Its product is annotated as mitochondrial 54S ribosomal protein uL14m. The transcript is spliced from 4 exons. Gene Ontology annotation, biological process: translation. Gene Ontology annotation, molecular function: structural constituent of ribosome; large ribosomal subunit rRNA binding. Lineage: Eukaryota; Fungi; Ascomycota; Eurotiomycetes; Eurotiales; Aspergillaceae. The coding region runs from base 65 to 460 and encodes 131 amino acids. Gene Ontology annotation, cellular component: mitochondrial large ribosomal subunit; ribosome. The record is from RefSeq and is a predicted model, not a curated record.
CUCUCUAUACUCCCCUCACUCCCCCCGACGUUCUUUCCACCUCCGGACAGGGUACACAGUCAAGAUGAUUCAAUUAAAGACAAUGCUCAACUGCAUCGACAACUCCGGCGCCGCCGUUGUCGAGUGCGUGAAUGUCCUGAAAAAGAAGCGCCCCGCCACCGUUGGUGACCGCAUUGUGGUCGUGGUCCAGAAGCAACGAAAUUUCGGCCCCGACAGCAGCAACAACGUCGGUAUCGCAAACAAGGUUCGCCGAGGAGACAUUCGCCAUGCCGUCGUCGUCCGCGCGGCCAAGGAAAUGCAGCGCCCGGAUGGUUCGAUCGUCAAGUUCGAUGACAAUGCCUGUGUUCUCGUCAACAAGUCCGGAGACCCCAUCGGAACAAGAAUGAACGGUGUCGUGGCUACGGAACUACGAGGACGACAGUGGUCGAAGAUCCUGUCGUUGGCGCCGAUGCAUGUGUAGGAUAUACCUUUUAUUUGGAAGCGAAUUGUUCUUAUAUUUAUCCCGUUUGUAGCAAUAGAAAUUUCUCUCUCUUUUCAAACUCCCCUUUUCUUUGCCCAAACAUCGCCAGAACUCCACAAAAAAAUGCUGCUUAACGGAACAAAAACCAAGAUCGGGUAUCAGGUACAUGACAUGUAGUAUGGCAAAUCGAGAAUUAGACGAAAACAUUGCCGCACGCGCAACAGACGUAGUAAAGUUUCUGGAAAGUAAGCGUCAGCCGAUACCUUCAUGGAUGCGGGGUGAACCGGCAUGAAGGCUUACCAUUCCCGUUUCUGCGGAACGCUGUUGCGACUGGAAGAAGACUGCAUCGGCUUCGCCGCAGCUCGGGCAGAGCUUGUUGGAACGAGGAAGCUAAGGAAAGAGUGGGUUAG